GUGACAUGUUUUAUCGUCAAGAUCUAACUUUCCAAAGGUUUACAAUAUUAUGAAGCUCUUGGAGUAUCCUAGGUUAGGAACAACAAAGUUAUUGAUACGAAGAAGGGAUUGUUAUAAGAACUACGUCAUAUACUCUAGCUGGCCAAACUGACGUCAAGGAUUUGAUUGUGACUUCAAACGGAAAUAAUGGACGACCGAGGAGACGUUGCAACGUUUUCCCAUUGUGACGUCACAAUGACUACGUAUCAUGAUAUUUCAACUAUUCGCGCAGGACAACAUUGCGAUAUCGAGAUGCCUACAUCCAGUCAAGCCAUGAUUCUGAAAAGUAGGCAUUUGGACGAAAAAUUUACCGAUUUUCGCAAGCUAUGCGAGAGUGAGCGAGCUAGUCCAGUUAGUAGCGUAGACUUGAACGAUUUAUUUAAAGAAUCAUGUCGCGCUGUUGGAGAAGAAUUCCUCAAAUGCUAUCUCAAAGGUUCAAAAGAAAAGGUUCGCGCCAAACUGAUAAAACUUCUCGAAAAUAAAAAGUUGAUCUCCAAACUUCAAGAAGCAGCGACUUCCUCUGGGAAUCAUUCUGGGAGAGCGGGGUCCGAUGAACAAGUUGCUCACAGAGUGCGACCCAAGACCAGCGUCCCUGCAGCACAUCGCUCCCCGCGAGAAGAGCGGAGUGAGGCGAGGAGCAAGUCAGCUACUGGCGCCAAAGUAGAUGGACACAUACCGUUGGGGGUGCACACUGGUCUCCCGGAAAAUAUUGUAUCCCUGGGAUUCCGACGGCCCGCCAAAAAGUCGAUUCGACGAGGGGCAAAAUCUGCGCCGGCUGUCACUGAAGCCGAAGCAUGUCAUAUGCACAAAAAUGAAGAGAUAAAAAAAGAUGUAAAACCCAACCAUGAUAUUCGUGUAAUCAUCGCUAGAACUAAGAAAGAGGAAAUUGUUUUGGCUGAAACCUUGUCAGACGAACCCACACCAGAAAGCUUCACUCAAAAACAAGACGACGCAUGCGCUCAGUACGAAGAUCUCUGCCUUCCGGCGGUGUCCCUGAGGAAGAAACCCGCAGAGAAGCGACCGCUGACCGUGUGCUUUAGUCUUAGAGACAACGAGAGCGUCACCCAUAAGGAGUUGAAAGAUCACAUAGAAGCAGGGUUAGGGGUCAAAAUCAUGCGACUGCAGUACGAACCCUUGUCCAUCCGGUCAGGUGAUCCCAGCGUUAAUGGCCGCUGGCUCGCGACUCUGAGGAACCUCUUUGAAGUGGACACGGUGUUACGGAAAGGUUUCUACAUGAAUGGCGAUCACAUGAUCGUAAAACGCUGGAACGAUGUCGCCGAGAGGGAGUACCGGAAUUACAUGUAUUAUAAGGAUGUUGCUAAUGAACGAGAGAGGUGGAAUCUAACGGCAUCCAAGUCUGCCAAAAAGUUUCACAAAUCACGUUAAUAAGGUUCUAGAUUUCUGUCUGCAAUAAUUAAAUGCAAACUUCAUGCUUUCAUGACGAUAAAUGUCAUAUGUACAAAAUGUCAUGAAUUUCAUCUUCUAUCAUUUUUUCAUGUGAAAAUCUGAGAAUUAAAUAAAUCAA
This is a messenger RNA of Magallana angulata, 1564 nucleotides long. RefSeq lists its product as uncharacterized. The coding region runs from base 187 to 1425 and encodes 412 amino acids. The transcript has 2 exons. NCBI's taxonomy places the organism in Eukaryota, Metazoa, Mollusca, Bivalvia, Ostreida, Ostreidae. The record is from RefSeq and is a predicted model, not a curated record.